UCUUUGUGUAUUGAGACGGAUGACACACUUCUGUGUGGGAACGCGCCAGAAAGACAACACAUGGAAAGAAAAAAAAGGCUGCUUUUUCUCAGUGUUGCAACGAAGUAAAAAGCAUGUUCCCGCCCGGCUUUGCCUGGGGAGCUGCAACCUCUGCAUAUCAGAUAGAAGGAGGAUGGCAGGCAGACAGCAAGGGACCGAGUAUCUGGGACACAUUUUGCCGGGAGAAAGGCAGAGUGUUUGAUGACCAAAAUGGGGAUUUUGCCUGUAACAGCUACGAGCUGUGGGAGAAAGACCUGGAGUGUAUCCAGCAGCUUGGACUGACACACUAUCGCCUGUCUCUCUCCUGGGCGCGUCUCCUACCUGAUGGGACAACACAGCAUGUCAAUAAAAGAGGUGUACAGUACUACAACAAAGUGAUCGAUGAUUUGCUGGCCUGUGAUGUAUUGCCAAUGGUCACUCUCUAUCACUUUGACCUGCCUCAAGCUCUCCAAGAUCGGGGAGGCUGGACAUCCCCGGAUAUCGCAAUCCUCUUUGACAAAUACGCAAACUUUUGUUUCCAGACAUUUGGGGAUCGUGUCAAACUUUGGAUCACCAUCAAUGAGCCGUACGUGUGUGCUAAACUGGGUCAUGAGGAUGGCAUCCAUGCCCCGGGACUGAAAGAAAAAGGCACUGCUCCUUACGUGGUGGGGCAUAACAUGCUGCGUGCUCAUGCCAUGGCCUGGCACAGCUACAGCUCCGUGUACAGAGAAAAGCAGGGGGGCGCAGUGUCCCUGGCCAUCAACAGCGACUGGUUUGAGCCGUUGGAUCCGGGCUGUGACGAGGACAUCGCCGCUGCUGCUCGUGCGCUCGCAUUCACUCUGGGAUGGUUUGCCUGGCCUGUGUUUGUCACAGGGGAUUAUCCGGAAGUGAUGAAAUCUGCUAUCGAUGCCCAAAGUGAGAAGCUGGGAUACAGGGGAACGUCAAGGCUACCCAGGUUCUCAGAGGAUGAGCCCACCAUUUUGGGAACUGCUGACUUCUUUGCACUGAACUACUAUACGUCCCGGAAAGUCAAACCCAGAGGAGGCUGUGAGAAAACGUUGAGUACAAAGAGUGACCAAGAUACUGAAGAGGUGGUAGAUCCGUCCUGGCCAAUAAGUGGGCUGUCCUGGCUUGCUGUUGUGCCAGAUGGCUUAAGGAAACUUCUUAAAUAUAUAAAGGACACCCUGAGCAGCCCAGCCGUCUACAUAACAGAGAAUGGCUUUUCUCAAGUGGGGCCGCUACAAAUGAAGGACGUUCAUCGCUGUGAGUUCUACAAGAGCACAAUCUCAGAGCUGUCUAAAGCCGUGCAAGAGGAUGGGGUCGACGUCCGGGGAUAUUUUGCUUGGUCACUGAUGGACAACUUUGAAUGGGCUGAUGGAUUCAGUGUUCGUUUUGGGCUGUUCCACGUGGACUUCUCUCAUGCAGAGCUGAAUCGAAACAUAUACCAGUCUGGGCAGGAAUAUGCAAAUAUUAUCUCAAAAUACAAAUCUGAUCAAAGAAAAAGUGAACAGUUGAGCAAAAGUAAUGUUGAUUGUUGAUGAAUAUGAGAGGGGAAUGCUUCAACGAAACAAACACUGAUAAUAAAGCAUAAUUUGAUUAAUUUGGUUCUCAUUUCUGAUUUAGAAGUUACAAAUUGAGUGACAAGUUUUAAGUGACUGCCCAGUGAUGUGUUUUAAUUAAUAUUGUUGAUGAACUUCAUCUGAAGUAUUUCAACUUUUACAGAAGACCAGGACCUAAUAAGAACGACAAUUAUCCAAGUGAAGUUAGAUAAAUGUGGCAUUUUCACAUAUUAUAACAACAUACUAUCAGCAAUAAAAAGCAGCCUACAGAAGUGAACUGAUGUGGACUGUUUUUAAAUGUCAGAAUGAGCUGCAACACAACAGAACAUGGUAAGACAAGAAACAAAAACACACCACAUUAUCUUGAAGCAGGCUCAGACCUGAGGCUGAUCUAAUAGCUAAGUUAUUAAUGUUGUUGGUAUAUCGCAUUUGAUAAUGCUUUUCUGAUCAAAAUGCAAAUGACAGAAUAAAAAUGAACAUACCAUCAGGGUGCUUAAAACUUGGUGGAGAUGCCAGGUAGAAGCAAAAGAUGGCAUUCUGAGGAAAGAAUGCGCAUAUCAGUUUUC
This is a messenger RNA of Menidia menidia (Atlantic silverside), 2143 nucleotides long. Lineage: Eukaryota; Metazoa; Chordata; Actinopteri; Atheriniformes; Atherinopsidae. The record is from the annotation of a GenBank genome assembly.